Arachis stenosperma is the source of this 1647-nucleotide messenger RNA. RefSeq lists its product as uncharacterized. The record is from RefSeq and is a predicted model, not a curated record. Gene Ontology annotation, biological process: proteolysis. NCBI's taxonomy places the organism in Eukaryota, Viridiplantae, Streptophyta, Magnoliopsida, Fabales, Fabaceae. Bases 1 to 1647 code for a protein of 548 amino acids. The transcript is spliced from 2 exons. Gene Ontology annotation, molecular function: aspartic-type endopeptidase activity.
AUGGGCACCACCCCAUUCCACCGAUCCAUCCUCGAAGUCCGGUUGCCGAAGCACUUCGACAAACCAACGGACAUGAGGUACAAUGGAACUCAAGACCCUCUAGAACACCUCACGGCCUUUGAAGCGAGGAUGAAUCUAGAGGGGGUAGGGGACGAGGUGAGGUGCCGAACUUUCCCGGUAACCCUCGCGGGACCCGCGAUCAGAUGGUUUAACGGCCUCCCGCAAGGGUCCAUCUACGAGUUUUUAGACAUCAGUCGUGCAUUCCUGGCCCAGUUUACAACACGAAUAGCAAAGGCAAAGCACCCAAUCAACCUUCUCGGGGUAACCCAGAGACAGGGAGAGCCGACCAGAAAAUACCUAGAUCGGUUCAACGACGAAUGCUUGAAAAUCGACGGCCUAACCGAUUCGGUGGCCAGCCUUUGCCUGACGAACGGCCUCCUCAACGAGAACUUUCGAAAGCACCUUACCACGAAACCAGUUUGGACAAUGCACGAGAUCCAGACGAUAGCCAAAGAGUAUAUAAACGAGGAGGAAGUCAGCCGAGUCGUGGCUGCCAACAAACGGCAAUCCGGUUACAACCAACCUCGGCAACAAGUUUACCAGCAAAUAGCCGAGAAAGGUAUCCUGCCGAAGCCCCGACCACUCAAGGACUGUACGGGCGGAAAUAAGAAUUUCUACUGUGACUACCACAAAGGCUACGGUCACCAAACACAGGACUGCUUUGACCUGAAGGAUGCACUAGAACAAGCGAUAAGGGAAGGUAAGCUAGCGGCAUUCUCCCAUCUUAUCAGGGAGCCGAGGAGGCGUCAUCGCGACCAAGACGAAGAAGGCAAAACCCGUUCGACAAAACGGCGACAAGAGCCAGAAGACAGAGACCACGGCCUCACCGUGAUAAACGUGGUGACGGCCAAAAACGCCGCGUCAAGGUCACGAUCGGCGCACAAGAAAGAUGCUAAGGUGUUGGCGGUCUCCUCCUCGUUGGUGCGAAACUCUAAGAAGCCCCCAUCCAUUUCUUUCGGCCCGGAAGACCAAUGGUUCGACGACGCCCCGGAAAACCCUCCCAUGGUCAUCAUGGCCAGAGUAGGAACCGGUCUCGUCAAACGCAUCCUUGUCGACACAGGGGCUGAUUCGAACAUCAUGUUCCGCAACGUAUUUGACGCGCUGGGACUAAGGGACGCCGAUCUAACGACUCACCAACACGGGGUCAUCGGAUUGGGCGACCACUUCAUCAAACCUAAUGGAGUAAUAUCUCUGCCAAUUUCAGUGGGACAGACUCAAGGCCGAAGAUCGGCGAUGGCCGAGUUCGUGAUCCUCCGAGAUUCCACCGCCUAUAAUAUCAUCCUGGGAAGGAAGACGAUCAACGAUGUUGAAGCGAUAAUCAACACGAAGCUGCUAGUCAUGAAGUUCGUUACCGAUGACGGAUCUAUAGGGUCCAUAAGGGGAGACCUCGAGACGGCAGUCGCUUGCGACAAUGCCAGCCUCUCCCUAAGGAAGAAAUCCAAAGAGGCGUCCGGCGUGUUCCUAGCUGACCUGGACGCCAGAGUAGACGACAAACCGAGACCGGAACCAGAAAGGAGACCUGGAAAAAUUCAUAAUCGGCGACACGGAGAAAAAAUUCACGUUCAUCAACAAGAACCUCCCGCAUGA